This is a messenger RNA of Ficedula albicollis (Collared flycatcher), 1579 nucleotides long. It is a transcript of the gene MFSD11, whose product is annotated as major facilitator superfamily domain containing 11. The record is from RefSeq and is a predicted model, not a curated record. Bases 61 to 1410 code for a protein of 449 amino acids. Lineage: Eukaryota; Metazoa; Chordata; Aves; Passeriformes; Muscicapidae. The transcript is spliced from 13 exons.
UUUUAAAAGAAAAAAGAGUUUUUCCAGACUGAAACUGAGGACUUAGGAAGAAUACACAAAAUGUCUUCGGAAGGAAAAAAGCUUUUCAACAUCAUUAUUUUGGGAGUCUCAUUUAUGUUUAUAUUCACUGCUUUCCAAUCCUGUGGAAAUAUUGCGCAAACUGUUAUCACGAAUUUAAACAACACAGACUUUCAUGGCAGUGGCUACACGAGCAUGUCCAUUAUUUAUGGAGUAUUGUCUGCAUCAAAUCUUAUAUCACCUUCUCUGGUUGCAAUAGUGGGUCCUCAGUUCUCCAUGGUUGUUAGUGGUGUGUUUUAUAGCUUAUACAUUGCAGUGUUUAUCCAACCAUCUACAUGGGCUUUCUACACUGCCUCUGUGCUUAUUGGCAUUGCAGCUGCUGUCCUCUGGACAGCCCAGGGAAAUUGCUUGACUGAAAAUUCUGAUGAAAACACCAUUGGAAGGAACAGUGGAAUAUUUUGGGCACUCCUGCAGUUCAGCUUGAUUUUUGGAAAUAUGUAUAUAUACUUUGCUUGGCAAGGAAAAACUCACAUAUCAGAGAGCGAUCGCAGAACUGUCUUCAUUGCUCUGACUGUUAUCAGUCUUGUGGGCACAGUUCUGUUCUUUCUGAUUAGGAAACAAGAGGACACAAAAGCUCCAGGGGAUGAUGAUUCCACUAAUGAAAUCCUGGGGGAGAGCUCGUCUGCACGAAACAAAAUGAUGAGAGCAGUGGCUGCCUUCAAGAAAUCUAUUACACUGAGCUUCACCAAAGAGAUGCUUCUUCUCAGUGUUACCACAGCCUACACAGGUUUGGUGUUGACAUUCUUUUCUGGAGUGUAUGGAACGUGCAUUGGUGCUGUGAAUAGGUUUGGCAGUGAAGAGAAAAGCCUGAUUGGUCUCUCUGGUAUUUUUAUUGGUGUUGGAGAAAUCUUGGGGGGAGGGAUCUUUGGCUUGCUGAGCAAGAAGAAUCGCUCUGGCAGGAACCCAGUGGUGAUGCUGGGCAUCCUUGUACACUUCAUAGCCUUUUAUUUAAUUUUUUUCAACAUGCCAAAUGAUGCCCCCAUUGCUCCCAUGGAAGGAACAGAUCAAGUUGCUUAUAUGAUUCCAAGCAAAGAGGUGGCCAUGCUCUGCAGCUUCCUGCUGGGGCUGGGGGACAGCUGCUUCAACACCCAGCUCCUCAGUAUUUUGGGAUUCCUGUACUCAGAGGACAGUGCUCCUGCCUUUGCCAUCUUUAAGUUUGUGCAGUCCAUCUGUGCUGCAGUUGCCUAUUUCUACAGCAACUACUUCCUGCUGCAGUGGCAGCUCCUGAUCAUGGUGCUCGUGGGCUUUUUUGGAACAAUCACCUUCUUCACCGUGGAGUGGGGAGCAGCAGCAGCCCUUGCUGCCCGUGGCUCAGACUACAGCAGCAUCUGAUCCCUGUGCCAGCCCUGCUCUGCCAGGAGGAACAGCACAGGCACGCUUUUUGGGAGGUGUGAAAAGGUCAAAGAGGUGGAGUUCCUGCAGAAAUUGAAGUGGAGGAAGCUGCUACUGCAGUCCAACUGAAUGUGAAACAGGAGGGGGAAAAAAAUGCCACAUUUGAAAG